Molecule: messenger RNA, 2014 nt
Organism: Hippocampus comes (tiger tail seahorse)
Lineage: Eukaryota; Metazoa; Chordata; Actinopteri; Syngnathiformes; Syngnathidae
Product: serine incorporator 3-like
Exons: 10
Coding region: 344-1708 (454 amino acids)
Cellular component (GO): membrane
Source: RefSeq, a predicted model, not a curated record
UGUGAAUAAGACGAGUUCGUCAAAUCAACGUGAACGCAUCUAAAGAUCAACGUGUGCACACAGAAAUGUGAUGAACAUAAAAACAAUCGUUAAUUACCUUUCUCAUUGCAAGUAAAAACAAAUUGCGUCACUUGUUGGGUUAAUGGGGCAGGUCUUUGAAGUCUUGAAGUCGGCGUGCCGGUGACGUCACAGGUCUGUGACGGCUCGUGAAUAAUCUGCCAGCAGGGGAGAAACAGUUGGAGUACUGUAUCUCCGGGAGUCGCAGAAAUAAGGCAACGGAAAGAAGAGUCAUUUUAUUUAUUUAUUUAGAAACGUCCAACAACGACAGUCAGAGCUGACAUUCAUGGGGGCUUCCCUUAGCCUGGUGCAAUGUCUGUGUAGGAAUUCCACAGUGACCAGAAUGAUGUACGCUUGGAUCGUGCUGCUUGGGACCAUCGUAUCCUGCAUCAUGCUGUCACCAGGGGCGGAUAAGCUGCUUAGACGGAUACCGGGCUUCUGUGCAGAUGGGGCCGGCUCACCUCUACCUGGCAUACAAGCUGAUUUCAACUGUGAAAAUUUAAUUGGGUACAAGGCAGUUUACCGUGUUUGCUUUGGAAUGAGUAUGUGGUUCAUUUGGUUUUCCAUUCUGAUGGUUAACGUAAAGAGCAACAGAGACCCCCGUGCUGCAAUCCACAAUGGAUUUUGGUUCUUUAAAAUUCUUGGCCUGUUGCUAGUUACAGCUGGUUCCUUUUACAUCCCAGAUGGUAACUUUACAUAUGCUUGUUUUGUUGUGGGCUCUGCUGGAGGAUUUUUCUUCAUUCUGAUCCAAGUCGUCCUGCUGGUUGACUUUGCCCACUCAUGGAAUGAGUCCUGGAUGGACAAAAUGGAGAAAAAUAACUCAAUGGUCUGGUUUGCAGCUUUGGUGUUGGUCACAAUCAUGAACUACCUCCUAUCAUUCAUUGCUAUCGUACUGUUCUACAUCUUCUACACUAAACCUGAUGCUUGCUCCAUCAACAAGUUCUUCAUCAGCUUCAACGUGUUGCUUUGCUUUGGAGCCUCUCUCAUCUCUGUGCUGCGUAAAGUACAGGAGUAUCAGCCUUACUCUGGACUGCUUCAAUCCUCCAUCAUCACCCUCUACACCACAUUUCUAACCUGGUCUGCCAUGAGUAAUGAGCCAGACCGAACAUGUAACCCAGGCCUGAUGAGUAUUGUCCAACAGAUAGCAGCGCCCACACUGGCUCCUCUUGAGGUCGAAAACCAGACUGCUGUGGUGGUGAUAAAUGACACCGAGGAACCCAUUUCCUCAACGCCUUACCUACAGUGGUGGGAUGCGCAGAGCAUUGUGGGGCUCUCUUUGUUUGUCUUAUGCAUCAUCUACUCCAGCCUUCGCUCAUCCAGUGCCAGCCAGAUGAGCAAACUGACCAUGGCCUCAAACGAUUCGGACAUUCUGGCUGCGGGUGGUAGUCAGGAAUCAUUGGGGGAGGAGAAACGGGUGACGGACAGCGACCUGAUCCAUUACAGCUACUCGUUUUUUCAUUUCAUGCUCUUCCUGGCGUCUCUUUACAUCAUGAUGACCCUCACAAACUGGUACAGUCCAAAUGCAGACUACACCAUAACCAGAAAAUGGCCAACCGUGUGGGUGAAGAUCACCUCCAGCUGGUUGUGUCUGGCCUUAUACAUCUGGACCUUGGUGGCUCCCAUGAUUCUCACCAACAGAGACUUCAACUAAUUUCCGGAGUGGACAUUGCUUCACAAAACUCCUGCAUCUCCCUUGUUCUAUCAGUCAUGUUGUGAAGUUUAUUCCUUUUAAUUGACGUCUGUUUUUUUUUUUUUAAUGGAACGGAAAUUGAAGAUCCACAAUGAGGUAAAUUAGUUUCAACUCAUUACAAGACAUAUUUUAAGAUUACAAUAAUUUUGUUGCUUUUAUGUUAAAUACCACUGAAAUAUUCUCCUUUGAUUAGGUUAGUCUACUAUGUCUCUCCAAUGCCUUACAAUUGUUCAGUCUUAUUUGUACAUAAUAAAAAAAAUACUUUUU